AUGUAUGCAAAAGAACACCUGUCAUUUGACCCCUGCCAAGCAGAGCAAUGGGUUGACAAGGUGCUGAAGAUACGGCCUCCAGCUUUUACCAGAGAUUCUUCUGUAGUGGCUAAUCUCCUCUGGAAGGACGAGCAAGAGUUCCAGGAGGUACUCUGCUACUGGUCCUCUCGAUUCAGAGCCAUUUUGACAACAAAGCUCGAAAACCCCAUUGACCCUGAGUUCGAGAAUUGUUGGUUGGAGUACAUGUCGGCCAAACAGGGUUUCAUUGUAGCAACUCUUGGCAUGGCAUGCGCCUAUGGGCAUAAAAUGGAUAAGUACCCAGACACUGAGACCUCCACGCUGACACCGGCCAAAGUUCAGCACAUCAAGACCCAGUUGGAGAAUGCUCAGGAUUGUCUCCUUGAAUGUAUCAAGCAUGCUGAGGCCGAGGAAGAGUGGGUCACCCAUGAUUGGCAAGCUUCUCAAAGGUGGCUAAACCGGACUCAAAAAGAUCGGGUUGUAUGA
Messenger RNA from Laccaria bicolor S238N-H82, 504 nucleotides. RefSeq lists its product as uncharacterized. Bases 1 to 504 code for a protein of 167 amino acids. Lineage: Eukaryota; Fungi; Basidiomycota; Agaricomycetes; Agaricales; Hydnangiaceae. The transcript is spliced from 3 exons. The record is from RefSeq and is a predicted model, not a curated record.